Molecule: messenger RNA, 4499 nt
Organism: Argentina anserina (silverweed cinquefoil)
Lineage: Eukaryota; Viridiplantae; Streptophyta; Magnoliopsida; Rosales; Rosaceae
Product: protein BREAST CANCER SUSCEPTIBILITY 2 homolog A-like
Exons: 18
Coding region: 103-3753 (1216 amino acids)
Biological process (GO): regulation of DNA-templated transcription; double-strand break repair via homologous recombination
Source: RefSeq, a predicted model, not a curated record
AAACAAAAAAUUUCAUUGAGCCAAAACCAAUCGAGACCGACAUUUCUCCGACGAAUCGAUCCGUAUUCUUAUGAGUUAUUAGCGAAAACCCUAAGUCGAAAAAUGUCGACGUGGCACUUGUUCCCCGACGCCGGCGAGAAUUUCCGGUGGCGAAUCUCAGGUCCGGGCCCCAACGCCCCACCGCCGGACGCCGCCUUCUAUCCGGACAACGAAGAUCCCAGCUCGAGCAAUCGCCUGCCUUCCAUGGCCGACCUGUUGCUUCAAGGCUGCUCGAAACUCGCGGUGGAGAGUCAGAUGAAUCACGGCGGAGGCGUCGCGAUGUUCCGCAGUGGACUCGGUAGAUCCGUUUCCGUCAAGCCUUCGUCGUUAGCCAAAGCGGCUUCACUUCUCGCCUCCGAUUCAGGCCGAAUAAGAGGUAGUGAAGGAGAGAUUAGAGGCGGUGGUUUCGGUGAUUCACUUUUCCAGACUGCAUCUGGGAAAGCGGUGAAUAUAUCUUCCAAAGGUCUUGUCAAGGCUAAGAAAUUGCUUAGUUUGGGAGAUGAGAGUGAGGACUGUGAUCUUUUAUCGGGUUCCAGUGGUGGCGAGGUUAAGGAGGCUGUAUCGGUUUCAAGGUCUUCGGUGAAUUAUAUGAAUGGUUCGGCGGAUAGUGGAAUAACAAAUGUGUCCAGUCUGAGUUCUAAGCAAGCUGAAGUGUGUAGUGCAGCUCAUACACCUUCAUCAGUUAAGUUAUGUACGUCCGGAGGAAGAUCUAAUUCUGUUUCUUCUGAUGGAUGUAAGGCUGGUUCUUUGCAGACUGGAUUUGAGAAUGAGUUUAAUCAGAGUUAUAUGAAAUCCGAGGUUACACCUUCAUCAGUCCAGUUAGAUACACUCAGUGGAAGAACAGUGUCUGUUUCAAAUAAUGCACACAAGACUGGUUCAGUGCAAAGUAGAUUUAAGAAUGAGUCAAAGCUGAAUCAUAUACAAUCCAAAAUGCCUAGUUCAGUGUGUACGCCUUCACCAGGAGGAAGCUUUGAUUCUCUUUCCACUGAUGCACAUAAGACUGAUUCAGGGCAAAGUGGAGUUACAUAUGACACUGAUCUGAGUUUUAUUCAAUCCCAUAAGCCUAAUUUAGCACCCAAACCUCCAUCAAUCAAAUUCAAUACAGCUGGAGGAAGAUCUAUAUCUGUUUCCACUGAUGCACUACAACGUGCAAGGAGUCUCCUUGGUGACCCAGACUUGGGAACUCUUUUGAAUGAGGGGUAUUCAGACGCGGAUUUGACAUUUUUAAAAGGUAGAGAACAUGAAAGUCGCACUGCCUCUUCCCACCAGAAAAUCCCUAAGACCAAAUUUUUAACAAAGAGUUUUGUAUCUCCACUGCAAUCAUCCAGUGAUCAAGUGCGGACAUCAGCAGUCAAGUCAGAUAGUACAAAUUGGGGAACUAACCUGAUCAGCCAAUUUGAUGUUGUUAGCAAUGAAAAUGCCCGCAGUGAGUUGUCUUGUGGCAAAAGACCCUUCAGCAACACACCCUGUGCCCUCACUACAGUAGAAAACAAUAAUUUAGCAAAUGGCACUGUUGAAAGGAUUAACCAUGUUGAAAGAUCAUUAGCCAAGCCACUGGUGGAUAUUUCAAAUACCAUUGGCACCACUAGUCUGAGUAAUAUUCAAAUGGCUGGUGUAAAGAGGAGGCUAGGAGGAAAUUCCAUUUCGUCGUUCAAGAAGCCUCGCAUAUCCAACUUCUCCACUCCAUUGCAUAGGGAUAUUCCAAUUGUUCCUAAGGGUUUGCCUACAUUUCCCUCUAACCAUUCAAGUUUCAAAGUAAGGGUUUCUACUCGAUAUCCUGUCCUGGCAGCUAGAAUGUCUAUGAAGAAAUAUUUUGGAAUGCCACCAUCAGAUCAAACCACGGUAGACUGCAUUUCAGAUCAGGUGAGAAGAGUUACAGCAACUAACGCAGAAGAUUACAUGUUUCCUAAGGAAUCUGGCUUAAACUACAUAGGGGCGGAAGCUGUUUUCCGCAUGUUGGCUUCUUCCGGAGCCUCAACACAAAAUACUUCCAGAGAGUGGGUCAUUAAUCACUACAAGUGGAUUGUCUGGAAACUGGCUUGUUAUGAAAGAAACUAUCCAACUAAAGCUUUAGGAAAGUUUUUGACGCUGCCCAAUGUGCUUGAAGAACUGAAGUAUAGAUAUGAAAGAGAAGUGAAUCAUGGUCACCGCUCUGCAAUUAAGAAAAUACUGGAAGGAGAUGCCUCAGCUUCUUCCAUGUUGGUCUUAUGCAUUUCAGCUAUCCGCUCAAAACAUGACCCUAAUAUAAACACUAGCUCAGGAGCUGGAAAUAGCAGUGGUGCAAAAGUUGAACUAACUGAUGGAUGGUAUUCAGUUGAUGCCAUUCUGGAUGCUCUCCUAUCAAAGCAGCUUGCUAGUGGAAAAUUGUUUGUUGGACAGAAACUUCGGAUCUGGGGAGCAGGACUCUGCGGCUGGGUUGGGCCUAUUUCACCCCUUGAGGUGUCGAGAGAAGUUAUUUUACGGCUACACAUAAAUGGCACAUAUAGAGCUCAUUGGGAUGAUCGAUUGGGAUUUUGCAACCAAGUAGGUUCUCCCUUAGCGUUUAAGUGCAUCAAGACCGAUGGGGGUCUUGUUCCUUGGACUCUUAUAGGAAUCAAACGGAUAUACCCUGUGUUAUACAAAGAAAGGUUGAGUAAUGGAAGAUCUGUUGUGAGAUCAGAGAGGUUGGAGACCAAAAUGAUGCAAUCACAUUGCCAGAGGCGCUCUAAUGUUAUAGAGGGCAUUAUUUCUGAGUUCCAAAGAGGACUAGAACAUUCACAAACAUGUAAUGAGAGAGAUAGUGAAGGGGCAAAACUCUUGAGGAUGCUAGAGACAGCUGCUGAGCCUGAAGUUUUGAUGGCAGAGAUGAGUACAGAACAAUUGAAUUCUUUUACCAAAUAUCGAGCAAAAUUAGAGGCAAUCAAGCAGUCAGAUAUGGAGAAAUCAAUUAUGAAAGCACUAGAAGAUGCUGGAUUAGCUGAGAGGGAAGUGAUGCCAUUAAUGAGGGUGAGAGUAGUUGGACUAACUAGAAACAUAUACGAAGGAAAAGACAGUCCCAAAGAAGGCUUAAUAACAAUCUGGAACCCAUCAGAGAAGCAGAAGUCUGAGUUGGUCGAGGGGCAAGCAUAUACUGUUUCUGACCUUAUUCCAACAAGUCCGAGUGCUGAUAUUCUAUACUUGCUAGCAAGAGGUUCUAAAACAAAAUGGAAGCCUUUAUCUCAGCAGGCAACAGACCACUUUAGGCCCUUUUUCAGUCCUCGCAAAUCAAUAUUAUUGUCAGACUUUGGUCAAAUUCCUCUUUCCAGUGAUUUUGAUAUUGCCGCAUUCGUUGUGUUUGUUGGGGACGUUUAUACAGCUGGUCACCAAAAGAAACAGUGGGUCUUUGUGACAGAUGGCUCUAUUUCUGUGUCAAAGUCAGAAGAAUUAAAUAAUUCAUUACUUGCUAUCUGCUUUUGUUCACCGCAUAUUGAUGAUCAACCAGAUGCUCCUAUAAACUACAACCUCACAGGUUCAACGGUCGGUUUUUGUAAUCUCAUCAAGAGAGCAAAGGACCAAGUGAAUGCUCUAUGGGUAGCUGAAGCUACAGAAAACUCGGGAUACUUUUUGUGUUUUGACUCUCGACAUUGUUCACAUCUCAAAGGUGCUGCUGCCUCUGCUGAAAGAUGGGGAAGGAUCUCUAGCUUGAAGAUCAAUAGGCUCAAGGAGAGGGUUCUAUGUAUAAUUGGUAAAGGCUAAGAUGGUGGAAAGAGCUGAUUUCAUAUGGAUGUAAGCCUUCGUACACCUUUCUGUUUUACUACAUAAACAUAGGCUCUAUGCGUGUGAGCAUCAGUGUUCAAAUUGGAGUGUCAGAGUGCUGAGUAACUCAAAAUUCAGAACGCUGCUGUACAAUCUCCCAUUUGUCUUGAGUUUCACCUCAAUGUGAUCAUAGUAGAUAAGAAAUGGUUGUAUAACUUGCGCUUUUCCUUUUCAUUAAACUGAAAAAGGUUAUUUCAAUGCAGUUGAUAAUGAUAGGAACUGUAUGCACAUUUAGGUUGUUAGCUUACUUGACCUAGAAUGUAGAUAGAAUGAUAGGAACUGUGUUAUUGGACUUCACACUGUAAAGGUUCGUAGGCAAUUUAUCAUUUACUUGUUGGAAGUUGUGUUGAUGCUGCCUCAUCUCCUCUUACCCCAGAUUUUGGUCUAGCAUUCAAUAGAGAAGCUUCAAUUGGGAAGUAGCAAUUUGUAUUGGUAUUCAUACGGUGGUCGUUUGGACUUGUGAAGGCAUUACAUAAUACUUAUUUAUGUUGCAGUUAAAGCCAAGUUAUGCCUUCGACUGCUCUCCGAUGACCAUAGAUUUGCAGGCUUUUGUACCUCUUGUGAAAUAGGAAAAUCUGAUAUUUCAACUUCUCCAUUUUGUAAUCUCGCACUUACGGCACUUACCUAUUACAUACAUGCUCGUGGAAAAAGUUAAUUCUAAGUCGAAUUAUAUUGUUUUGGCCAUU